GUUUAAGAAACGAACUGUCAAAGAUUGUGAAUUGUUAACAAUCCGUGAAUUGUGCUCCUUAGCUCAGAAUAACUACUAUAAUGCUAUGGAGAGAGGAUUAUAUUUUUCUCAUCGCCUGCCCGAUUGGAAAAAUGCAUUUCUCAAAGAUACCGCUAACAUCAUGAAUGAGGGCAGUUUUAAGGCAGCUCUCAAGGAUGUGCAGCGUUCAAGGGAAAUGCAGAGGAAAACGCCUCAUAAGAAGUUGGACAUGACAAGACCCAUGAAGUCGCCAAUGAUUAAGGAUGAUAUCACCUGUCGAAAACGAAAGCUUGCUUAGGCGGCUAAUGUUUCGAUUUCGACAAUCCAAAUUCUCAGUACAUUUCCAAAUUCUAUCAAUAACUUUCUGCCAACAACUUUCGAGAUGAUAUUGGAUUUAGUAUUGCGUACCAGCGUCGUCGCUGUUGUCAUUUUGGCCACGCGUCGCUUAAACAUUUGGGAUUCAUCGGAUGAUUCUGUCCAGGUUUACAACGAAUCAAGAGAUCGCGCCCGACCAUAUGCCCAGUACGCCUGUCAGUACUUAAACAUUCACGUACCCGAUAUGCCCCCCGAGAGGGAGAAAUCAUAUUUGGGCAUUUAUUACUACAAUCACGCUGUGAUGACAAUAUUCGGCUUCCUUAGCAUGUGUCCCACAUACGUGCACAUGGUCGCAGUACAGAUCCCCGGCAUUGUGUCCGAAUACGCAAGUCGCAUAAAGGAAGCAUACGAUGAGUACCAAAGGAAGCGUAAGCUCGAGAAGGAGAAGCAAGCCCGCCAAUUAAUCAUCGAUGACAAGACACUAGUGAUGCCAUUGGAGCCACGCUCCGAAGCCAAUCCGGAUUGCAAGUGUUCAGCACCGAACACAAAGGAUGACCCGGGACUUGUGCCUAAAAAUGCCCCCAAAUCGCCCUACAGUGAGGACUAUUGCGUAAAGGAGCCUGGAGAUAAAAAGUCACUGCCUGAUUCAAAAUGUAAAUGUCCCAAAUGCGAUCGCAGAGAGGCAGAAGGUUGGUUCGACAAUAAAGCCGUGUGUCCCAAACGAAAUCCGUGUGGACCGCGCAAGUGUGAGUGUCCAAGGACUCGAAUAGUUUAUACCAAAGGCUCUGAUGCUCUGGCAACUGAUAGUAUUACCAAGUUAUUCAAGCAACGUGAUGAAAUCCUGAACAGUGGGCCAUUUAAAGACUUAUAAUUGCAAAACGAGGAAUUCAAAUCACAAUCGAGAUAUUUAUACUCACCUUUGAUCAAACUGACCACAGUUGGAUGUUUCUCCAGCCGCACUUCUUGUCCAUUAACCUGCAAUAAACAGAUAAACGGGCUCAUUACACAUC
This is a messenger RNA of Drosophila sulfurigaster albostrigata, 1343 nucleotides long. RefSeq lists its product as uncharacterized. Bases 401 to 1204 code for a protein of 267 amino acids. The record is from RefSeq and is a predicted model, not a curated record. Lineage: Eukaryota; Metazoa; Arthropoda; Insecta; Diptera; Drosophilidae. Gene Ontology annotation, biological process: cristae formation. The transcript has a single exon. Gene Ontology annotation, cellular component: mitochondrial crista junction; MICOS complex.